Messenger RNA from Megalopta genalis, 539 nucleotides. The record is from RefSeq and is a predicted model, not a curated record. Lineage: Eukaryota; Metazoa; Arthropoda; Insecta; Hymenoptera; Halictidae.
AGAUGAAGUUCUUGUUGCUGGUCGCGAUAGCUGUCUCGAUAGCAUCGGUGGAGAGCAACCCGCUCCCGCAUCCUCUGAAAUUGCUGGUUCCCGUCGACCCCGAUUACGGCGUCGUUCGCGCGGCAAGGAGAGACGCCGCGAGCGAUCCGGCAGGAGUCGCGAGCCGCUCGCACCUCGCGAAGAGGGGCAUCUGGGAUAUGAUCAGCCAAUUCUUCCACGAUGUCCCGAUGGGUUAUCUCAGCGACAUGGCCGUCGGUGGGAAACUAAUGGGGAGCAAGGUCUUGGACGACCUGGGAAAGAGAUCGAUCCGGGAAGGACACCGCCUCGAGAAGAGAAACAUCUUCUACGACCUGUUCAACAUGCUGGUAGGAAACAUCGAAGGCGCUGUAACCGGCAUGGACAUCAUUUGACGAGACACGACCGUCUUCCUCGUCCACGAUAUUUCUAUCGACGAUCCGUAGAACGAUCGCGUCGCUUAGUUUUCUGAAAAUUCUGCAAAUCUUUCGUAGAUAAAUAAAACGAACCCGUUUAUCCGAGAA